This is a messenger RNA of Dromiciops gliroides (monito del monte), 504 nucleotides long. Its product is annotated as cAMP-responsive element-binding protein-like 2. The record is from RefSeq and is a predicted model, not a curated record. Gene Ontology annotation, biological process: regulation of DNA-templated transcription. Gene Ontology annotation, cellular component: nucleus. NCBI's taxonomy places the organism in Eukaryota, Metazoa, Chordata, Mammalia, Microbiotheria, Microbiotheriidae.
AUGAUUCUCUCCCCUGCUCUUAUUGCUGUGCCUCUCCCCAUCCUGGCAUUUUAUGCUGGGCCUUGGAUGCUGGAGGAGGCAGCCAUGUGGCCUCCACUCUCCCACUUUUCUAUCCAGCCUGAGGACAUAGAUGACAUCCAGGUACUUGGAGACAAAGUAAAGAAACCAGGUAAAUGUGGUUGGAAGCCAGCCAAAAUUUACUUGAAGGCAAAGCUUGAGAGAAGCCUACAGAGUGCAAGAGAAUUUAGGGUCAGAAAAAAGUUGAGAUAUCAAUAUCUGAAAGAAUUAGUGUCUUUCUGGGAGAGAGCCAUCUGGACUUUCAGAGAACUGGAAAUGUGCAAGCAAUGAUGCAUGUCAAUGGAUCAAGGAAAAAUCCUCUCUGAAAUAAAAGCUCUCUUAACUGGAAAGUUAUCAAGCAAAUCUCAGCAGAACUCAAGCCAAUAUUCAAAGCCUCUACAAACAGAAACUAAUCCUGGUGAAAAUCAUUUCCAUCUAAACUCAUGA